AUGCCGUUGGAGACGAUUAACCUGUCGAUUUCCAGAUCCGACCAUGAGGGAAGAAGCAAGGCCGAUGAUAGUAGUGGCGGCACUUCAUCCAGUGGCAAGGACAGCGGCUUUCAGGCCACCCCGGAGGAGCUAAACGCCAUCCGUGAGAAAAUAAAGGACCCUGUCUUUGCUAAGCUAAUGCAUGAGUACAUGGAGUCCCUGAGUGAUCCCGAGACCUUACGCGAGGAGGAGGCCUACCUGGAACAGGCGGAACGUGAGGCUAAAGAGAGCGGUGACUUUAGUUUUGAAUUUAUCUUUCCGCGUCCUGGGUUCGUCGUGGAGCUUCUCAAUCCGACGUCGAGGAGGAUUUCAGCCGUGGAUAUGAAGAAGAUAAUGCCCACGUCGUCUGGGACGGCCACCACGGUGAAGGACGUUCACACCUUCAUUAAUAUGUGUUCCAGCGAGAAGGUCCCGGUGUACCGCGAGGAGCCGACCGGCGAUCGGAUGGGAAGUAACUGGCACGUACCGGUUUCCGUUUCUCAAAAGCGGAUCGAGUCAUUCAGCCGUGCGACGAAGGGGAAGAAGGAAGUGGACGGUAGGACAAGCGAGGGGGAGAAUAAUAAGGCUACCGAUGCCAACGGCUCAUGGUGCUACGUAUACGAUGCCGUGUUCCACCCUCAAACCCUUUCGCUUGCGGACCGGAGCAAUCGAUUCUUGUGUUUUCUUGUUGAGAUAGCCGUCGAGCACAUAAACAGCGGUUAUCAUGAGUCUAAUGGAUUUGAGUUUACGCGACUGCCGAGCACUGUAGCGACGGUGGUCGGUACGCUGAAGAAUCAAACGAUACGCACCAAGGAUAAAAAAGGGGCUUCGUUAUUUGAGGUCGACCGAGGCGCCCCUGUGCUGACCAGGCCUACCACUAAUUUGCCUCAGGGUGCGGGGGCGGGCCCCGAUUUUUCUGCGGUAACACCGGCGCCGUCGUCGUCUGAACACCACGGCGAGGCACCCGUGCGCGAGCAGCGUGCCGAUGCCGCGGGUAGCGAGGGACCCCCAAAACGAAAAGCCGUGACGGAUCCGCAGGCUGUGUUACCACCGCAUCGCAUCCUUCACCGCGGCCGCAUUGACUUGACGGACGCGUGGUCCUGGCGGGUGGUUGACAAGCGCAUUGGCGUGCCAGAGGAGCUGGUGGUGAAGCUGACGUUUGACGGUGUUCAUCAUGCCUCUGGGCUGGAUAUCAGCAUCACCGAGGAUGGUGGGGCUGUGCGCAUCGACAAGACCGCCACUCAGAACCACUACGAGGGCUUACUGGUGCUACCGUUCACUGUGAGGGAAACUCCCGUUAGCGCUCGUUUUGACCGUGUGACACACGUACUGAGCCUCGUUCUCGGCGUAAUCCCGCCAGUCCUGUCCGAGGAGUCGGCUGCGGCCGCCGAGGAGGUAAGGCAACGCUAUGUUGCAGUUGGGAAGCCAGACGCGCCCUCCUCGGUUGCUCAUGACGACCAUAACGAAGCGGCUGGGAUAUCAGCCGAUGGGAAAACGUCGGGGGUGGCGGUUGCCGACACCCGCCCGGCGUCCGGGGAGGCGAUGAAGCACUCAUGCGGGGAUUCUGACGGCACCCCAAGCGUGGGACCCUCCCCGGGGUCGACAGUGGUCGCGUCGGAAUCAACAUCCGUGAACACGCCAGCGACGGUGGCGGUGAGUGCGAGGAUCGGGACUGGGACGACGGAAUGCCGUGAGGGUACCGCCCCCGACGGCAAGGACGGCGGGGCCGCAAGUGAUGAAACAAUCACUGAUAUAGAGCCGACGCCCGCUGGGUUGCACCCACCGCCCCCCCCUUUGUCGCCUUCCACCGAUGCCGACCCCGUUGGUGAUCCCGCGACGGUGCCGGAGGGGCAUAGUAACGUGUUUCGACAUUUCGAGAACACGUCGCGUGCGCAGGAGGCACUGGCAAAAAUCCUGGAGGCUCGGCGGGCUCGAGAGGCGGCUGCCAGCAGUGCGACAGAAGCGGCGCGCGCUGCGGACGAUAAGGCUGCCGCGACGGGCAGUGCGGAGAGCGUGGCUGGUGUUGGUGAAGGGGAAGGGAUGAGGGCACGGCGUGAGGUCUCUGCUGAUCCGGAGAGCGAGGCCGCGGCACUGGCAGCGCAGCAGGAUGCGUGGGUUCACAAGCUGCAGGAGCAAGUGGCUGCUGCGGCUGCAAAGGAGGACGAGGAGGCUGAGGCGGCCGCUUUAAAGGUUCAGCGUGAUGCGCAGCGCUCCAAGAGGCGGCUGGAGAAGCUAAUGGAGUUGGAAGAGAUGGAGAAGCGGAUGCUCGAGAGGGCGAAGGCUAUACCCUUGAAAAACCGGCACAUUUUUUCGAUCGACUAG
This is a messenger RNA of Phytomonas sp. EM1, 2340 nucleotides long. The record is from the annotation of a GenBank genome assembly. Lineage: Eukaryota; Euglenozoa; Kinetoplastea; Trypanosomatida; Trypanosomatidae.